Schistocerca piceifrons (Central American locust) is the source of this 2049-nucleotide messenger RNA. RefSeq names its product MFS-type transporter clz9-like. Gene Ontology annotation, cellular component: nucleus. NCBI's taxonomy places the organism in Eukaryota, Metazoa, Arthropoda, Insecta, Orthoptera, Acrididae. The coding region runs from base 585 to 1577 and encodes 330 amino acids. Gene Ontology annotation, molecular function: DNA binding. The record is from RefSeq and is a predicted model, not a curated record. The transcript has 2 exons.
AUAUCGUUCAAUAGCGCAGACGUCUUCGACAAUCGGUUUCAACUGAUUUCGACUGUUUUCUUAUAAAAUCUGAAGAUAAUAAGUCUAGAGAUGGUGAGAAACAGAGCCAGAACCACAGAAAGGGGCAAAGAGUGGACGGGACAUGAAAUGAAUUGCGCACUCCAUGAUGUUAUAGAAAAUGCAAAGCCACAGAAAGUAGCUACAAGAAUGUACGGAAUACCUCUUUCUACUUUAAGAGAUAGGCUAAAAACAGGAGAUUGCUCUAAAUUGAUUUGGGAAGAAAACCUAUAUUUUCAAAAGAACAGGAAGAUGGCAUAGGUAAGCAUGUUCUUUUGCUAGCAGAGACAUUUUAUGGAAUAUAGUCGGUAAAGUUGAGGAGAUCAGUUUAUGAAUAUGCCGAGGCAAAUAAUACUGAGCAUAAUUUUAAUAAAAUAUCAAAAAGAGCUGGACAGGAUUGGCUCUCUGGGUUUCUUAGAAGAAAUCCAUCAGUCACCAUUCGCAAACCUGAGGCUACUAGUCUCAAUCGGAUCUCAGCUUCUAAUUCAAGUGAAGUUAAGCAUUUUUUCUCGAAUCUUACCACUGGGAUGGAUGUCCAUAAGUUUGAUGCCUCCAGAAUUUACAAUUUUGAUGAGACAGGAAUAUCAACGGUUCAGAAGCCAGGAAAAAUUUUAGCACCCAAAAGAGCUAAACAAGUUGGCUCAGCAACAAACUGGGAGCGUGGGAAAAAUAUUACAGUGUGUUGUGCAGUGAGUGCCAGUGGAGUACAUGUACCUCCAAUGUUUAUUUUUCCAAGGCUUAGGAUGACGCCGGCCCUACAGAGAGGAGGACCACCAAAUUCAAUAUACGAAAGUAGCAAAAAUGGUUGGAUGACUGAGGAGCUCUUCCCAAAGUGGCUGAAACAUUUUGCUAACUUUACCAAAGCCUCUAAGGACCACAUCAUUCUCUUGAUUUUAGACAAUCACACUAGCCAUGUCUCUCUAGAAGCCUACAACUUUUGUAAAGACAAUGGAAUAGUAGUGGUAACACUGCCGCCUCACUGCUCACACAGGUUACAACCUUUAGAUGUGGCCUUUUUCAGUAGCCUGAAGGCUGCAUUUAAUCAAGAAUGUGACAGUUUUAUGAGGUCUAAUCCCCACCAGAAGAAAACUCCUUACGACAUUUGUCCUAUCUUUAGCAAAGCCUUCAUGAGGAUUGCUAAUAUUGAGAAGGGUAUCUCUGGCUUUAGCAAAACAGGAAUUUUCCCUCUAAAUCCUUCCACAUUUAAUGACGAAGAUUUCAUGCGUGUGCACCCAGACGAAGAAAUAGGCCUAGCUUUACCCGUUGUUGGUGAUUGCAGCGCUAAUAAUGAUGAAAGUAGUAACACAGUUGUGCUCUGUUCUUCAAAGACAGCGACUGGUGUCCCUGAUGAUAGAGACAAAGCCUUAGGACUACACGUUCAGUCUGAAGUUGGGCUACAAUUCAAAGAUAUUUCUCCCUUACCAGGACCUCUUAAACUGAAGAAAACUGCCAGACAUCAUUCCUCAAUUUUUACUUUGACUCCUAAAAAAGCUAGUUUACAAAAAGCAGCAGAGAGCUAAAAAGCAAAAUUAAUAAAUAGAGAAAGAAAAUCAGUGCUAAAGCCUAAGGGAAAAAGCAAGUUCAGAGAGUUUGCUUCAAAGAUAAGACCUCAUAAAUUUGAAACAAAGAAAUGUGGGCGAAAUCUUUCUUUUGAUUCUUCAUUGGCUGAUGAUUUGGACCUACCAUUGCACAAACUGUGUAGUGAUAAUGAGAUGGAUGACGCUGACCCUUUCGGAGAAACUAGUGUUAGGCCUACGAGCAAGAAUGGAACUUUUAGGGACGACGACUCUGUUUGCAUGCUUUGCGGAGAGUUUAGGAAAAACAGGGAGCUGUGGUUUCGAUGUGUGAUUUGCAGUGGAUGGGUUCAUUCAGAGUGUAAUGCAUGUGACACAGCUGAAAACAAUAUUUGCGACUACUGCCAUUAAACAGGGGAUAAAUGUGUUCAGAGACAAGUUGACACCAUAAUCCAAUAAUUUUGAUUUACCAGUAAAA